Ostertagia ostertagi is the source of this 657-nucleotide messenger RNA. The record is from the annotation of a GenBank genome assembly. NCBI's taxonomy places the organism in Eukaryota, Metazoa, Nematoda, Chromadorea, Rhabditida, Trichostrongylidae.
AUGACCGACGGCUUUUGGUUAUUCGAAGGGUUGGAAGAGGAACCGUACGGUCUAUUGCCACUAGUAAAUCUUGCUGGAAAAGGUGGACCAACCAGUACCAAAUAUGUCGAUCGGCUUGGGAGCUAUCAAUGGCUUCUCACGGAGGACACCAGCACAAUUCUUGUACCCGGCAUGCCAGUCGAGUCGUUCUUUUGGCCUGGAGGUAAGCUGCAGCAGGAUCAUGGAGUCAUCAUUUAUGAUGUAAAUCAUCUGAAGGUUCGUGAUGGAUCACUGGAUGCUGCCAUCAUUGCUGCUAAACUUUUCGCCGACAAAAAACGAAAACCGAUUGAUUUUGGCAAGUAUGAUUUCAUCACUGGACGCUGUGAAUCUACAAAAACUCUUCGCCUUUGUCAGGAGGCCGGAGAGGGACUGUUUCGGAUCGAUUGUGAACGGGUAGGCAAGACUUGCAUUCUCACGAGGAAAGAAGCUUCCGACCUCAUGGAAAUUGGUCACUGCACAUUCGAUCAAAACUUGAAGCGAAAAAUGACCCGGCCGCGAGGAGCUCAUGCCACUGGACCAUUUAUCCAGCUAGUCGGUUACCAGUUCGGAUCGUUCAGAAUCAUGGUCCGGUACGAGGUUGACUGUGCCGAUUACGCUGCUGUCAAAUGUCCACCGUGA